Molecule: messenger RNA, 194 nt
Organism: Protopolystoma xenopodis
Lineage: Eukaryota; Metazoa; Platyhelminthes; Monogenea; Polystomatidea; Polystomatidae
Source: the annotation of a GenBank genome assembly
AACAAAGCAAAGUUGACAUUCAGCAUCGUCUGGUAUUUGUUCGGCCGGAGACUUCCCUUCUUCAAGCAAUAGAAGUACUGGUACAGCAUCGAGUGCAUCGACUGCCAAUCAUUGAUACUAUUUCUGGGAACCCUUUGCAUAUUUUGACUCACAAACGCAUUCUGAAAUACCUCCAUCUUAACGUAAGCUUUUGA